Messenger RNA from Cryptosporidium muris RN66, 3768 nucleotides. RefSeq lists its product as uncharacterized. Bases 1 to 3768 code for a protein of 1255 amino acids. Lineage: Eukaryota; Apicomplexa; Conoidasida; Eucoccidiorida; Cryptosporidiidae. The record is from RefSeq and is a predicted model, not a curated record. The transcript has a single exon.
AUGAAGCAUCUUGCAAGCUUUUCUCAAGCAUCACUACUUGCUAGAGAAGAGAAGGUGUUGCAAGAUGCAGAAGUUGUCAUAACGACACAGAGAGCUCGUAUAGGGGAAUUAAGAUCAGAGCUAGAAAGAUUGAAUGCUGAAAAAGCUUAUUGGUCUGAAACUCAUAUGAAAGAAAUGAAUGAAGUCAUUCAAGAAAAUACAAAACUAAGACUGCAAAUAGAUAAAAUGCAAGCAGAUCUAAAUGCUCUUUUGCACACACAAGGUAGUUCCGAAAAUUUGAUUUCAAAUCUGACAGAGGCUCUAGCAGCAGCUGAAUCAAAUUUGUUAAUAAAAGAAAAUGAUAUAAAAAAGUAUGAGGAGAUCCAUAGUAAAUUACCACAAGAAAAUGAACACUUAAGAAAUGAGAAUCAGAGACUAAUAGUAGAAAAUGAACAAUUUAAACGUGCACAAGAAAAUUCAAAAGAUUUAACAGGUAAUCAAUUUAUACCUGAUACUUUACAAGCGCAAGCAAUAAAUAAUAACCUUUUGAAGCACACUAAAAUGGCAAGAGACCUUGAUUUUCGUACAGAAGAGUUACGAUUAAAUAAAAUGUGUUUAUUACAGCUAGAGAGUGAUUUGAUAGAACAUCAACUACUAGUAGAAAAGCAAAGAGUAGAAAUACAGCGUUUAAAUACUGCAAUAGAAGCUUUAAAUAGAGAAAAAUCGCUAAUUCCUCCGGUAGUAAUGACAAAUAGGCAAAUUGAUAACUGGAAUAGUAUACAAAUGUCAGAAUAUACAUCACCAAAGCAAUUUGCAGAACAUAUAGUUUCAGAACUAACCAAAGUUUUACCUGUUAAAACUAGUAAUUUACUUGAUAGUUCUUUAGAAGGUGAUUUUUUGAAUAAUAAUUGCAGUAAUAUUGAUAUUGUACAAUAUAGAACAAUGGAAGAGCAAAGAACAUUAAUUUCAAAAUUACUUAAGGGACUAGAACAAUUGGGUUUUGCGAGGAGUGAAGCUGAAUGUUAUAAAGAAAGAGCUUCAGAUUACAGAUGGUUUUAUUCUGCUGUUAUAAGUCAUAGUGUAGUAUAUAAAACUCCUAAAGAACAAUCAUCUACAUCUACUAAAGUAUUAGAUCAAAAUGCACCUCCAGGUUUUUUCAACUUGUUAGUACGUGUAGAAUCUGGAAAUAUGUCAAUAUUUCAAAGUAUUGAUGAAGAAGUUCCAUUAUUUACAAUAAAACCUUGGAAGUGCAUAGUUAAUAUUUAUGAAAAAGAUCGUCAAUUUACCUUGACAAGAUCUUCAACAACUUCAGAUCAAGAAGAGCAUCAUAUAUUUUAUUGCAAAACUGAAGAUGAGUUUAAUCGUUGGUACUAUGCGUUGUCCUAUGGUGGGUUUAUCAAUAAUUCUGGUAGAUACCAAAAUAAUGGAAGAAAUGAAGUAAGUGUGUCAAACAAGACAAUAUUUCCAAUUAGUGUAAAAUGGAUUGAUGUUAGUGAAGAUUCACAUACUCCCAAAAUUACUUCAAUAGAUGUGGUAGAUGAUCAGAUAAUAUUAAUACAACUAAGGAAAGUUAUAAAAACAGAAAAUAUGAAUUUGAAUGUGAACGAUAAGAAAAGACAAUUCAUGUUAAAAAAUAAGAGUAGUGGGAUAAGUGAGCAAUAUAUCUUAUACCCAGUAGUUGCAAGUAAUUUCAACGUUUUAAAGGAUACUUUAUUAAAUUGCAAAUGGGCUGAACUUAAAUCAGAUGUGAAUUUUACUGGUUCACAAGUCACCAACAAAGUACUUGGAAUAAAAAAUUCGAUACACCCAAGAGCUAAAGAGAGUAUUAAUCUUCAUGAUGUUAUUUUAGUUAAAAAUUCUCAAGUUUUACUCUUCCAUACUGAAACAAGUAAAAAACCAUUUUCAACAAUAUUUGUUGAUAAAUGUAGAAUAAUUUGUGAUAGAAGAAAAAUGAGUAUACUAGUUAUGAAUGUACAAGAAGACCAAGAAGAAAGCUUUUAUUUUAUGUUCUUAUCAAUUGAAGAUUUCAAUAGAUCAUUGGCACGACUUAGAGAAGGUGGUGUAAAGGAUUACAACAAGCUAGUAGACAAGGAAAUGUCAAAACAGGUAUGUGUUGUGUGCAAGAAUAAAAUGGAUUUAUACAAAAACUAUGUUAUUGAUAAUUCAGCACCAAUUGUAACAAUGACACCAAAUGAUUCAACUUGUCAUAUUGACCGUGAUAGACGAGAAAUAGUACUAAUACAUUCAGAUAGUAAUAAUAAAAAACAGAAGAUAACACUUGAUUGUGCUACUAGUCAAGAAUUUGAAAAAUGGAAUAUUGCUUUAGUUUUUGGUGGGUUCUUACCUGGACUAUCUGAAUCUUGUAUGAGUAAAUAUACUUUCCAAAUAAGGCUAUUUGGAGAUGAGGAAAAUCUAUCAAAUGAAACAAAUGAAAUACAAACUAGUGCAAAGUAUAAAGAUUUUUAUACUAUAAAUAACUGUCAGUCAAUAGAUAUAUUUAGUCACCCAAAGAAUAAAGAAAAAAAUAUUCCUUUGUUAACAAUACCAUUCAAAGAUACAGAUUAUGAUAGCGAUGUAAAGAAGCGUCUAAUCACAUUUUAUACACGACGUGGCAAACCAGGAGAAGUACGUAUAAUAUUAAAUUUACAAACUCUAACAAACUUUGAUAACUUUAAUAAGGAAUUAAUAAAAAUUGAUUUUCCCAUGGUACAUGAAAACAAAACAUCCAUGUCAAAAGCAGAAUAUAUUAUAGCUGCUAAGUAUAAUUCUGUGAGUGUAUAUUGUACUGUGAAACCAAAGGAAACUCAAAAUAUACCUACUGAGGGCAUGACUCAAAUUAUAGAUGAUAAUGUUACAAGGAAGUUUCCAUCUUCUGGAUCAAUUACCUACAAAGUAGAUGAAUAUCAUUGUGUUGUUAGCCGUACAGGUAGAUCUGUUUCUUUAAGACGCAAGGAAGAUGAUUAUGAUGUAUUAUCAGUACGUUGUAAAUCAUUAAUAGAAUAUGAAAGAUGGGAAAGAGCUAUGUCUAUUGCUGGCUUUAUAAACAACGAUCCUCCAUCUCCACCUGGAUAUCUACCACCAAUAACUUAUCUGUUUCAUUCACUUGACUAUGAUUAUAGAAAACAGCCAUUAUUACCUGAUGUAAAUAAUUCUGUCGCUGAAACUACAAAUAUUCAAACAAAAGCUAAUGCAGGACCCCCUCCAUCUAGCAAGUCUAUUGCUAAAACAUCUGACCAAAAUUUAUCGAAAAAUAUAAAUCUCAAUAAUACUACUCAGAGGGUAUCAAUACCUACUAAAGAUACAGCUGAAAAGGUAUUAGAUCAAAAUAUCACACAUAAUCAACCUUUUCCAGAAGAAUUGAUAUAUAAUAAGACUAAAGAAAAUAUUUCUAAUACACUUUCUAAACUAGAAAGUAUAAAUGAUUGGGAAGACAAACCUCAACUUGGGUCAGAUUGUGAGGAGUUUAACUCUAGCUGUGAGAGCAAUAAUGAAACAUAUACUAGAAAAGACCUAAACAAUUACUUAGAUGAGAAUCACUCACUUGAUUCCAAUAUUAAUUUAAUUUCUAAUUGUGAUGAUGAUAGUGAUCUAACAACGUCAGAUUUAUCAAAACAACUCAAAAACAUUACUAAAGAUGAUUCCUUAUUACUUUCAAAGCACCCAAACUUAGUAUGGGACUUAAUAGAAGAACAAGAUCGAAAUGAAGGUGAGAAAGAGCCAGUGUAUAAAUAUAAAAAGAAAAAAGGUAUUUUUGGUAUUCUUGUUUCUAAAAUACGAGAAAAGGUAUAA